UCAGUAAAUGACCGUGAAUGCGGCCAUAUGCUUUUUCACAUGCUCAGGGAUUUACAGCUCGAUUGUAAAGCAUUUCGAAAUCGUACAAAAAUUUCAGAAUAUCGCAUUUUACUAAGAUGAUCAGGCUGGGAGACAACGGAACCUUGGGGAACAAAACGUGUGACAAUGGCAUUUCCAUGCACCUCUUCCUGCACUGCUCUCUUGUUCCAGCUUUCUUCAUUUUUGCCGUGCUGUCGUAUCUACAGAGAAGAGUCAAUCACUUAGCUAUCGAUGAGAAGAUCUCCAUCCUGAAGGGCCGUUUCGGCAUCGUAGUCCCCUUGGACUUCAUUGGGAGCCUUAGUAACCGAUGGUCAUACGGCUUCGCCUUUGGUGCCGUGUCCACCAGCAUCAUGCUGCUCUUCUCCAGAGAGUACUUACCGUUUAACGUCCCGACGUGGGCGAGAGCUGUCGUGCACCUUGUCGGAGCCCUGGAGGUUGGCCUUGCCUACUACCCUUUCUUCGCCUGCUUGUCUUCCCCAGUUCGAGAGGCUGGGGCUGUGCUGGGCUUCAUCUACAGCCUGACAUGGCUUAUCGUGUCGGCAUGGAACGCAAUCAGCUGUCCAGCUGGUCACGUGCUGGGCAGCUUCCAGAAACCCAUCCUGCAGUGGCCAAGCAUUUUCUGCCUGACGUUCCUGCUGGGCCGUUUCGUACACAUGCUGGUCAAAGCCAUUCGCAUCCGCAUGGGGCUGGACGACCGUGAGGAAACAGAGCAGCUGUUUCAGACGUAUCAGGCCAAAUACGUGCAGACUUUGCUGCAGAGACCCCCACAAAGGGAAAUAAAGAAGAACUGGAUUCAGAGGAACAUUUACGACUGGGACCCUUAUUUCAGGUUUCCCAACAGAAUGAUUGGCACCUCUAUCAUCUCUCUGAUUGGCCUGUACAUGAUCACUCUAGCCGACCACAGCCUCAGCAGCUACGUGUUUGACGAGCUGGACAAGCUGAGGGACUCCCUGGCCGAACUGGUCAGCUCCUGCAGCCAGUUGGAGAACCAGUUUGCCGCUCUGAGCCCUCAGCUGGUGGAGUUCAGUCAUGUUGCCAGAAAGACCUGGUUUGUUACGACCUUUUUCGCUGCCAUGACCUCUGUGACAUACAUAUUUCACAUAUUGUCCUGCUACAGAAAGCACCUCAAGAGGCUUUGGGCAGGACAGAAAGGCUUCCUUCCUGAGAGGUUCCACAGUCCUAGCUCUGCAAUCAGUGUUGCAGCCAUUACCCGGUAUUCCGGCUGGCAGAUCGCCUUCACUUUAUGGGGCUACAUCAUCGUCCACUUCGUGCAGUUCCUGUUUGCGCUGCUCUUCGUGUAUGGAGUGGUCCUGCCCAUUCAACACGGUCACGGCCUGAAAGUGCUCAUAAACUUCGGCAUCGUCCUAGGAGCCAUUGUAUUGAUUAUAGGCCUGGUGAUAAUUCAGAUUAUACUGGUGCAGAUCUUUUUCCUUCAAGACAAGAUUUCCCCCACAGACAGCCAGAAGCCCUUAGCAAUAAACAACAGAAAGGGCUUCCACAAUUUUAGCUACUUCUUCUUCUUCUACAACGUGAUUAUGGGCCUGAGUAACUGCGUGGCCCGUUUGCUGAUGAGCACCAUCGUGGGCACCUGGCUGGUGUCCCGCAUCGACCGCACCGUCAUGCCGAGGGGCUACGAGGCCUUAGACCCAGGAUAUAAUACUUGGAUUGGGAUGAUAUUUGCUGACCAUUACCAUAGCAACCCAGUCAUGAUCUGCUUUUGCCAUCUCCUAUUGGCUGAGAGGCUGGAAAAGCAGAAGAGAGCGCUGUCGCCGUACCCUCCAUUCAACAACUCUGUGUUCGAGUCGAGCAGCAGGGCCCGGAGGCGCUGGCUGCUGCUUUACACCCUCGUGAAAAACCCCAAACUGAUCCUGCACCGCAAACACCAGCUGUCCUCGUGUCAGGACACGGUCGCACGGGCCUGGAUGCUGGCCUCCCGAAUCCGUGCAUCAGAGGAGAAUCCCACGACUGCCAGCAGCACGCCGGACCGACGGUCAGUGGAGGAGCCCUGUCACUGUGAUGUGGAAGGGGCCAACGUGGACGAAGAGAUGACAUAGGCUCCGUAGAUGUGCUCACUUGAUGUCACUUCCUGUCGAUUCACUGACAAAAUAGAGGAAGUGGCUUCGACUUCCUCUACAGAACAUCAGCACAAAAAAUGAACCACCGUUAUUUUAUUUUUAAAGUCCUGCUUCUGGAUUAUGUUUUUCGACUUUUGGGAUAUGAAGACAUAAUUGGACGCGGCCUGGAGUAGAAAAGAAUGGUUGGUUUAUUGUUUACAAAUUUGAUUUGUCAUGAUUUGUCAUGGGUCUGGGAAUGCCCUCCAGUGGAGCAGCUGUGAAGAUCCGCAUACAAGCCUGUGCGGAGGCAACGCUGGACCAAAGCUCUGAAGGUUUAUCUGCGAUGAAGCCUACAUUUGCUUAGUAGCAGCUUUUUUUAAAUUCUUUUGCAUCAUCUGUAAGUCAAGAACUGCAAAAACAAGAACUUUUCAGCCCAGAAUUAGUGACUGGAAUUAACAGUAAGAAAGUCGAGCUUUGAAAAAGAAAAUCCAUGUCAUUCUGUCUUUCCUGCUCCAAGACAAAAACCAUUUCUGUCUCAAUUGGAUUUUUCCUGCAUACUUUCAACAUUUCAUAUAUUAUAUUUUGUUUAAAAAAUUCUUCCAAAGAGACAGACAAGGGUGUUUCAUUCGACAGAUAUAGUAUGACGCAAAUAGACGUAAUUCUACAUUCUUAUGAGUGUGUAAAAUAAAAUCCUGCAUUGUCACAUUAUUUCAGGCAGCCACUUCAAUGGUAAAUAGGUAAGUGGUUAUUAAAAAUGGAUGGAUACAAAACAGCAUCAUAUAAAUUCCUCAUCAAUAUGCUUCUAGCUAAGAAGCUUUGUGCAUCUAGCGGUCUUCUGCUUUGAGGUUUUGCUGUAUGAGUAUAUGCUGUACUACGUAUAUGAAUACGUGCGAUACGGUACUGACACACUGAAAUCCUGUUAAUUGAUUGUUAUUGUCUGGCAUCUCUUGAAAAAUUAGAUAAUAGUUGCAGAUCAGUAUUACAUUCACCACAUCACAAUCAUGUUGUCUGUAUAUAUGACAAAACAUGACACAUCCCAUGACGCACCGGCAGGCUUCUUCCAAACCAUACCAACUGUAUAAUUCUCAGAUCUCAGGCUAUCGGAAAAAUCCAAGGCUAUUUUAUGUCAAUUAAAAAGGUUCUACCCAUCAAAA
Messenger RNA from Brienomyrus brachyistius, 3247 nucleotides. It is a transcript of the gene stra6l, whose product is annotated as STRA6-like. Gene Ontology annotation, biological process: vitamin A import into cell. Gene Ontology annotation, cellular component: plasma membrane. Lineage: Eukaryota; Metazoa; Chordata; Actinopteri; Osteoglossiformes; Mormyridae. The record is from RefSeq and is a predicted model, not a curated record. Gene Ontology annotation, molecular function: signaling receptor activity; retinol transmembrane transporter activity. The coding region runs from base 117 to 2093 and encodes 658 amino acids. The transcript has 18 exons.